AUGCCAUGCCCACCAUAUUCCGAUCUCGAAUCUGGUAAUCUACCUCCUUCAUAUGGUAUUCAGCCACCCGCACCUGAGCCCGUCUAUGUGCGCGAAAAAAAGCAUGAAGCGACGACUGACUCGUAUAGAGCAGGAUAUCCAACAGCAUCCGCCUCAGUUGAAGCUGUCCCAUCGGUUUCUGAGCGUCAGUUGGCUGUCGUAUCAGAAAACGGACGUGUGGUGCAGUUUAACAAAUCAAGGGACACGAUGGUGAGUACUAUGGUACAAGCAAAUUAUCCGAUGUUUGUUCCAUCAGAUGCAGUUGACGGAAAUGGAGACGAAUGUAUUGAGGGUAGUAAAUUAAUACGAAAGCCUCCGCAAAUUAAAACCGAGAAAGGUAAUCUUGUGCCCAUAUUAGUUGACGAUCAGACGCCUGACGAAUCAAAAGAAUUGCAUUACUUUGAGGUUACUGUUCUGUCAAACCCAAAGUCUAAAGACACUACAAUAGCAAUAGGUCUCGCCACAAAGCCUUAUCCACCAUUUAGGCUUCCGGGUUGGAACCUUUACUCGGUUGGAUACCACUCCGAUGACGGCUGUAAAUUCGAUAAUGCGUAUGGGGGCCGCGACUAUGGUCCCGAGUGGGGUAAAAUUGGAGACACUGUCGGAUGUGGAUAUUAUCCAAACACCGGAUUUGUAUUUUUCACUAAAAACGGAGAGAAUAUUGGUAACCUACAGUCGGAGCUCAUGGGCCAUGUAAAGUAA
Paraglomus occultum is the source of this 741-nucleotide messenger RNA. The record is from the annotation of a GenBank genome assembly. NCBI's taxonomy places the organism in Eukaryota, Fungi, Glomeromycota, Glomeromycetes, Paraglomerales, Paraglomeraceae.